This is a messenger RNA of Fusarium musae, 924 nucleotides long. RefSeq lists its product as uncharacterized. NCBI's taxonomy places the organism in Eukaryota, Fungi, Ascomycota, Sordariomycetes, Hypocreales, Nectriaceae. The transcript has 2 exons. Gene Ontology annotation, molecular function: pyrroline-5-carboxylate reductase activity. Bases 1 to 924 code for a protein of 307 amino acids. The record is from RefSeq and is a predicted model, not a curated record. Gene Ontology annotation, biological process: L-proline biosynthetic process.
AUGGCUGGUCUGAGCAAUGCCACACUCACCAUUUUGGGAACAGGAAACAUCACAAAGCCCAUUGUGAAGAAUCUGCUUCCUGCUAUCAAGGCCGGCAAGACAGAUCUGCCUUUCACAAAGAUUAUCGCUUGCGUGCGAUCAGAAGGUUCAGAGUCCAAGCUUAAUGACCAGUUCUCGGAGUACAGCAACAUUUUGACUGUAUCUCGUGGCGACAAUGUCAAAGCUGUUCAGAACGGCGACGUAAUCGUCUUGGGCGUUGAUCCAGCUGAUAUUGCUGAUGUUCUCAUCCAAGACGGUAUUCGCGAUGCGUUAUCAGGCAAACUUCUUAUCAGUGUAGCCGCUGGCUGGACAAAGGAGAAACUCGAAUCUACACUCUAUGGCAGCGAGACAACCAAAGAGAAUGCCUCCGGCAGGGCCUGGGUAAUUCGAACUCUGCCCAAUAUCGCAUGCAUGGUCUCAGAGGGUCUUAUCGCCAUUGAGAAAUCACCUACCGAGCCUCAAGUCCCAGCAGAGCUUAUGGAUCUCACCAAGAACCUCUUCAACACCAUCGGCAGAACUACCGAAGUCGCUCCACGCCUUAUGAACGCCACUACCGCCGUUGGAGGCUCUACUCCAGCAAUGUGGGCUAUCAUCUGCGACGCCUUCAUCGACGCGUCUGUGGCCGUUGGUGUACCCAGGGCUACUGCACAGACUAUGAUCUACCAGUCCAUGAGGGGUUCAGCUGCAAUGCUUCAGAGUGGACUGCAGCCGGGUGAUUUGAGAGAUCAGGGGACUUCGCCUGAGGGCUGCACCAUCGGAGGAAUCAUGGUUCUAGAAGAAGCGGGAGUCAGGGGCCAUCUUGGACGUGCACUACGGGAAGCGGUUACUCUGGCAAGGCUGAUGGAGACUACGACUCAUGUCAAUGAUACACGCCCGACUUCAUAG